Messenger RNA from Porites lobata, 1533 nucleotides. NCBI's taxonomy places the organism in Eukaryota, Metazoa, Cnidaria, Anthozoa, Scleractinia, Poritidae. The record is from the annotation of a GenBank genome assembly.
AUGCCCAGUCACCAUGUGGAAAUUUGGGCCCUAUGUAGUUGUUUUCUUUGUCACGCCAGAUCAGGAGGAGAUCGAAAUAAUAAUUGUGGUGCUAGAAAUUGGAGUACAGCUGGGCAUAAAAGGAGAGAGAGAAAGAUUUGUUGCUUUUACAAGGAUGAAUUUAUUUGUCGAAGAGAUGUACAACACUUGAGCUUGAGGUAAGCUGAACUCAGUAGAUUUUCGCACCUCCACGCACAUUAUGUGUUAUUCAUUUGUGUUUUCCCUUUUCGAAACUUCCAUAUUCUGUGUAUCUUUACCCAUCUCUCAUUUGAUUUUUUUUUCUCUAGACUGCUUCAUCAAGAGAAAUGGAAGUUCACCAAACACCUUAAAUUAAAUAAAAUGACGAAUUGAAAUUUGUGACACAAGUUUGCAAUUUGUACCCUUGAGUUCUGAGACGGAAGCCACUUAGGUAACAUACAUGUAUCUAGCUGUCACUGGUGUUUGAGUUUCUCUCGGUACGGAAGAUCUAGCGAGCAUGACUGUAGCUUGCCUUUAUUUUUCCCAAGGACGAGAGAGGUUGCAAGAAGGAUUUUUAUAGGGUUACAAUAUCAAAAUGUUGUACACAGAUAAACUGUGGGAGAGCUUUUACUGAAACCCGAUUCUCCGAACAUGCCGGAAUUUUUUCUCUCUGGGCAACAUCAUCUUUUUCUCCAAAUGCAAAACAUUUAGAUUUGAUUUCGUGUACUUGUUGUUGUUCUGUAUGGUGGCCAAAUAUGAACACAUGACAUUGGGGCAUUCAUCAGAUUUGCCACGUGAGAGUGAAUUGCUGCUGUUUACGAUCAUGGUUUGACAUUUCUUUUGUGAGAGCUGACGUAAAUCGCUGAUUGAUGUAACACUGUGCUCAUCUUCAUGUAAUUUCAUAUCAGCUUACCUUCCUUGGGUUUUGUGCAUAGAAAUCCUCUAAAUUUUAGAUAUGUUAUAUUUUUCAACAUAACAAAUCAAUAGACGAAAUAAAAAGUUGUUAGAAUGAGUCUUGAGCUAUCUUAAUUCAACUCUUACGUUCAAAUUUCGCGCUUUUUGCUGCAUUGACCAAUCAGGGCAUUCAGAUUUAAUUUGAUUAGAGAAAUUAGCGCCUUAAAAUAACUGAUGCUAUUGCUGCGUGCUAUUGCUUUCUACCUGCUUCUUAGCUGGACCAUUACUUAAGUUAUGAAUUUCAAUAAAUGUGAAUAAAAUAAUGAUAUUGAUGGUAGCCUAUCCAUGGAGUGGCUCUUCAUCUACCAUUUCCUACAAUGCUUCCCAAACUGAGGAUUUCUCAUGUCACCCCUUCUCAACCAACUCGUCUACCUACAUUUUGCCUGUGUGUAUCUCUUCUCUCCUUCACCAUAAUAAAAUUUGCAUUUGUUUGCAGUGCAUAGUAUGUGAAUUGUAAAUGGAGCGCGCUUAACAUGAAAGAUGUUUCUUUGUAGGUCUAUACACAAUCAGGACAUUGGAUUUGAGGAAAAGGAAAAACCAAAGUACCCUAUGAUAAACGACUUGAGUAGAGUAGGGAACUAA